Messenger RNA from Mixia osmundae IAM 14324, 987 nucleotides. RefSeq lists its product as uncharacterized. The coding region runs from base 1 to 987 and encodes 328 amino acids. The transcript is spliced from 4 exons. Lineage: Eukaryota; Fungi; Basidiomycota; Mixiomycetes; Mixiales; Mixiaceae. Gene Ontology annotation, biological process: L-valine biosynthetic process. Gene Ontology annotation, cellular component: mitochondrion. The record is from RefSeq and is a predicted model, not a curated record. Gene Ontology annotation, molecular function: ketol-acid reductoisomerase activity.
AUGGCAUCAAAGAGAGCGUCACAGCAAGCGCUGCGAGCAGCAUGCAAGGCAGCCGCACCAGCACAGAAGCGUAGCUUCGCACUCUUGGCAGCACAGCGAGCAUCGCGACCCGCAGCCACAGCGGUCCUUCAGCACAUCUUUCCCCAGAGCAAGCAGCAGACUCGCGGAGUGAAGACACUCGACUUUGCAGGCACGAAAGAGGUCGUAUAUGAGCGAGCAGAUUGGCCUUUGCCCAAGCUGCAAGAGUACUUCAAGAACGACACGCUCGCUCUCAUUGGCUACGGUUCCCAAGGCCACGGGCAAGGUUUGAACGCGCGCGACAAUGGCUUGAAUGUCAUCGUCGGCGUCCGCAAAGACGGCAGAAGCUGGAAGAUGGCCGAGGAGGACGGCUGGGUACCCGGCAAGACGCUGUUCUCCAUUGACGAAGCACUCGAGAAGGGCACAAUCAUCAUGAACUUGCUCAGCGACGCAGCACAAUCACAGACUUGGAAAGAAAUCGAGCCCAAGAUCACCAAAGGCAAAACACUUUACUUCUCUCAUGGCUUCUCCGUCGUCUACAAGGACGAUACCGGUGUCAUUCCUCCAAAGGACGUCGACGUCAUCCUCUGUGCGCCAAAGGGCUCCGGUCGAACUGUCCGCUCGCUCUUCAAGGAGGGUCGCGGCAUUAAUGGCUCCAUUGCAGUAUGGCAAGAUGUGACCGGCAAGGCAAAGGAGAAGGCAGUAGCACUCGGCGUUGCAGUCGGCACCGGCUACCUCUACGAGACGACGUUCGAAAAGGAAGUCUACUCUGAUCUCUACGGCGAACGUGGCGUCCUCAUGGGCGGUAUCCAAGGCAUGUUCCUUGCGCAGUACGAAGUCCUCCGCAAGAACGGCCACUCGCCUUCGGAAGCAUUCAAUGAGACUGUCGAAGAGGCUACCCAGUCGCUUUACCCCCUCAUUGGUGCGCACGGCAUGGACUACGUACGCAGGAUCGUUUGCUUUCGGUGA